Lipotes vexillifer (Yangtze River dolphin) is the source of this 2697-nucleotide messenger RNA. RefSeq names its product dynein 2 intermediate chain 1 (gene DYNC2I1). Gene Ontology annotation, molecular function: dynein light chain binding; dynein heavy chain binding. The transcript is spliced from 22 exons. The record is from RefSeq and is a predicted model, not a curated record. Bases 1 to 2697 code for a protein of 898 amino acids. NCBI's taxonomy places the organism in Eukaryota, Metazoa, Chordata, Mammalia, Artiodactyla, Lipotidae. Gene Ontology annotation, biological process: intraciliary transport. Gene Ontology annotation, cellular component: cytoplasmic dynein complex.
AUGAAGACUCUGAGAGAGGAGAUGAGGAGAGAGAAAGAAGAUACCGAGAAAGAAAGUUGCAGUAUGGUGACAGCAAAGACAAUCCUCUCAAGUGUUGGCUCUAUAAAGAAGCAGGUGAAAGACAACACUGGAAGCAGAAAGAGCCAGACAGAGAAAAGAAACAUCGAGAAAAAAGCAGCACAAGGGAGAAAAGAGAGAAGUAUUCAAAACAAAAAAGCAAUUCAUCCUCUGACAAGGAAGGGGAAGAAAGGCAUAAAGAAAAACGCCAUAAAGAAGGCUUCCAUGUGGACGAGGAGAAGCCCCGAAGCAGCGUGGGCAAGAAGGAGCACAGGAGGAGGGAGGCCAAGGUACCAUUUCCUGAUGCAUCAGCCCCCUCAGAGAAAGGCGCAUCCCCUUUUGAAUGGUGAACGCAGAAAUCGAGGUGCAAGUUCGAAGAGAGAUGGGACUGGAAGCGAGCAUGCAGAGAAUUUAGAGAGGAAUAAUGGGAAAGAUAAAGACUCCAGAAGGAAGCACGGCCGCGAAGAGGGCCUCUCGGCGUGGAAGCUGGCCCAGAGGCAAGGGAGCGAAGAGGCCUUGGAAAUUGAAAAGGAAGACACUGACUUAGAAAAUGCUGGAGCUGAUGAAUAUGCAGCCAGUUUUGAAGAUGAUUUUGAAGACUACGAGGAUGACUUUGAGGUCUGUGACGGGGACGAUGACGAUGUUGCACGUGAGCCUGAGUCAGAAGAGACAGCGGAAGAGCUUCCUCUGGCCAGAAGGAGGGAGAUACGGGAAAUUCAGAAAGCCAUCCACGCAGAAAAUGCACGGGUCGGUGAGCUGUCCUCGAAGCUGUUGGAGAAGCAAGGCCUGACGGAGCGUGGCAGGGGGCCGGGGCCGGCUGCAGACAUUUCCCCCUCCGAAACCCCUGCUUGUGGGAUUUUCCUGGACUUUGCGACAGCCUCACGCCGCCAGAAGAGUCGGACUCAGGCCCUUAAGCAAAAGACACGCAGCACAAAGCUGCUCCGGCUCAUCGACCUGGACUUCUCCCUCACCUUCUCCCUUCUGGCCCUCCCACCAGCGAAUGAGUACGACACGUACAUCAGAAACUUCGGGAAAAAAAACACCAAGCAGGCCUACGUUCAGUAUAAUGAAGAUAACGUGGACAGGAAUGUCCAGACUGAAGAGGUUGAGACUCAGGAAGUGUGGACCCAGCACCCGGGGGAAGGCGCGGCCGUUUCUGGGGGGAGUGAGCGGAGCAGCCCCCUUGAUGCCGCCGCCGUCGUCCCAAAGGUCAACACGCCCCGCCUGUGCAGCUUCCUCCGGGCCGCUUGCCAGGUGAUCGCGGUUCUGCUGGAAGAGGAUCGGGUGGCGUCGGAGCCGACCCGGGCGCCCCGGGCGCAGGACUGCCCCCUGCGCUUCAGCGAUAGCUCCGCGCAGCUGAACACCAGCUUGCCGUUCCUUCAAAAUCGGAGAGUAUCCUGCCUGCACGCCUCUCAGGUUCAGAGGCGGAUGGUGGUGUCCGUGCAUGGGCGACCUGGGAAAGCCUUCACGCCCCUGCUGGAUGGCAGAUACGUGCUCUGCGUGUGGGACAUCUGGCAGCCGUCGGGGCCCCAGAAGGUCCUGAUAUGCGAGUCGAAGGUCACGUGCUGCUGCUUUAGCCCCUUUAAAGCCUUCUUGCUGUUUGCUGGGACUGUGCACGGCUCGGUGGUCGUGUGGGAUCUGAGGGAAGAUGCCAGGAUCCAUCGUUACGUGAAGCUGAGCGGGUGCUUCUGGACGUUCAGGACCGCAACCUUUUCCACCGAUGGUGUCCUGACGUCUGUAAACCACCGCAGUCCCCUCCAGGCAAUAGAACCCAUCGCAGGGUCUGUCUGCAAAAGACAGAGCUGCCUGUUUUCACCGUUUUCUACUCAAGAAGAGCCAGCAGGCCUGUCCUUCCACGUCGCUUCCUUGGACGAGAGUGGGGUUCUCAACGUGUGGGUGGUGGUUGAAUUGGCAAAGGCAGAUACUGCAGGUGCAGUAAGUGACUUAGGUUUACUACCUGGAGGGAGGAUAAAGUUGGUGCACAGUGCCGCGAUUCAGCUGAGUGACAGCCUUUCCCGUAAAGGGUGUGAGCUUUGGGGCUCCACACAGACACUGAGCGUUAAAUUUCUGCCUUCAGACCCUAAUCGCUUUGUUGUUGGCACAGACACGGGCCUCAUCAGCCAUGGCACCAGACAAGACGUGAGAGUCUCUCCCAGGUUGUUCAGGCCCCAGCAGCAGGGCAUGAGGCCGGCGAAGGUGAACGUGAUUGACUUUUCACCGUUUGGAGAACCAAUAUUCCUGGCCGGCUGUUCUGACGGGAGCAUCAGGCUGCACCAGCUGACGGCCGAGCACCCUCUCCUGCAGUGGGACGAGAGCACCCACGGCUGCGCCGUCAUUGGCCUGCAGUGGUCCUUGACGAGACCGGCUGUGUUCCUGGUCCAGGACGACACAUCCUGUGUGUAUAUUUGGGACCUCCUGGAGAGCGAUCUGGGUCCUGUCGCCAAACAGCCCGUCUAUCCGGACAGGCUGGUGGCCAUGACUGUUGUGGGUGAAGCAGAGAAGACCCGCAGUGGCUUCCUGGCCCUGGUGCUGGCCAGAGCCUCAGGCGACGUGGACGUCCAGUACUUGCGGCGGGAGUGGGUGGCCCCGGCGGGCGACGAGCUGCAGAGGCUGCGGCUGCUGCUGCGGGAAGCCCUGUAG